ACCGGCUAGUAGCAUUCAAUUCUCUCCUUCUGCUAUACAAGUAGCAGAUGCUAUCGAUCUUGUGCAGCCACAUUAUCUAGCUCAUCAGCUUGCCGGCCAUGGCCAAGCUCGUCGGAGCAACUCUCUACCUCUACCUCUUCCUCUUCCUCCUGCUGCUGCAUCUCCAUUGCCACCAAUGCAAACCUGCUGCUGCUGCGAGCUUCGUCGUCCAUGGCGGCGGCGGAGCAACGGCAAGGGCGGCGGCGGUGAGGGCGGUGUUCGUGUUCGGGAGCUCGCUGGUGGACAACGGCAACAACAACCACCUGAACGGCUCCGGCGCCGUGCGCGCCGACUACGCGCCCUACGGCGUCGACUUCCCGCUGGGCGCCACCGGCCGCUUCUCCAACGGCCGCAACGUCAUCGACGCCCUCGGGGAGCUCCUCCGCCUCCCCGCCGCCGGCCUCCUCCCGCCUUUCGCCGACCCCGCCACCCGCGGCCGCGCCGCCCUCCACGGCGUCAACUUCGCCUCCGGCGGCUCCGGCAUCCUCGACCUCACCGGCAAGAACAAGGGAGAGGUCUUGAGCCUAAAGCAGCAGAUCACCAACUUUGAGGCAGUGACACUCCCUGACCUGCGGGCCCACCUGCAGGGAGCAACCACAGCCACCACCACCACCGGACACAAGAUGAAGGGCCAGGAUUUCUUUGACCAGUGUUACCUGCCCAAGAGCCUGUUUAUCAUUGGGACAGGUGGCAAUGACUACUUGCUCAACUACUUCAACGCUGGUAGUGGGCCCACAAGGGCCCCCUUGUCAGAGUUCACAAGCUCACUCCUCACCAAGCUCUCAAACCACCUGCAGAGAUUGUAUGAUCUAGGGGCAAGGAAGUUUGUGCUAUUCUCCAUCCAACCCCUGGGUUGCACCCCUGUGGUGAGGACCUUCCUCAACGCUACCAGUGAUGCUUGCAUUGAGCCGAUGAACCAUGCGGCGCUCCUCUUCAACUCUGGGCUAAGAUCUAUCGUUAAAAAUCACAAUGGUGGCGUGAGGUCACACAUGCCCGCCGCGAGCUUCGUCUACGUCAAUUCCUACAAGAUCAUUAGCGAUAUAAUACAGCACCCGGCAAAAUAUGGCAUCAGGAAAACGAGUCGAGCUUGCUGUGAGGUGUCGAGGGGAGGCGUGCUGUGUCAGAAGGGGGGGGCCAUCUGCAGUGACAGGACCAAGUACGCCUUCUUCGAUGGGCUCCACCCGACAGACGUGGUGAAUGCCAGGCUGGCACGCAAGGCGUACGGCUCCAACUCGCCGGACAAAGUCUACCCUAUCAAUGUUAAGAAGUUGGCAAUGCUGUAGCAGUAGUAAUAAUUAAUCAUCUCUAAUUGUAAUUAAGUCAUACUUAAUUAGUAUUACUAGCUAGUAGUUGUGAAAUGGAUAAUUAGCUCUAGUGACAUCUAGUAGUAACUUGGUAGCGUGGCCUCUGGUGGCAUAUAUUGAACUAGGUGAAAUCCUGCGUGUUACUACGGGAGUUUACUAAGUAAAAAUAAUGUGUAAGAUAUAUAGCUAGAAUACUAGAUAAUAUAAUCUUAAGAAAGUUAAUGUGGUUUAUAAUAAUUUAAA
Messenger RNA from Oryza sativa Japonica Group (Japanese rice), 1586 nucleotides. Its product is annotated as GDSL esterase/lipase At1g71250. NCBI's taxonomy places the organism in Eukaryota, Viridiplantae, Streptophyta, Magnoliopsida, Poales, Poaceae. Gene Ontology annotation, molecular function: hydrolase activity, acting on ester bonds. The record is from RefSeq and is a predicted model, not a curated record.